This is a messenger RNA of Trichosurus vulpecula (common brushtail), 290 nucleotides long. Its product is annotated as protein S100-A6-like. NCBI's taxonomy places the organism in Eukaryota, Metazoa, Chordata, Mammalia, Diprotodontia, Phalangeridae. The transcript has a single exon. The record is from RefSeq and is a predicted model, not a curated record. Gene Ontology annotation, molecular function: calcium ion binding; S100 protein binding. The coding region runs from base 1 to 276 and encodes 91 amino acids. Gene Ontology annotation, cellular component: cytoplasm; nucleus; perinuclear region of cytoplasm.
AUGGCCUCCCAGCUGGAUGCAUCUAUUUGUGCCCUGAUCGGCAUCUUCCACAAAUAUUCAAGCAGGGAAGGUGAUAAGAACACUUUAAGCAAGAAGGAGUUGAAGGAGUUGAUCCAGAACGAACUCAGCCUGGGAGCUAAAAUAGAAGAUUCAGAUAUUGCAGCAUUGAUGGACAGUCUGGACCGGGACAAAGAUCAGGAAGUGAACUUCCAGGAGUUUAUCUCCUUUCUGGGAGCCUUGGCCAUGCUCUACAAUGAACUACUGAAGGGAGAGUAAAUAGACUGCAGAGA